Molecule: messenger RNA, 1604 nt
Organism: Labrus mixtus (cuckoo wrasse)
Lineage: Eukaryota; Metazoa; Chordata; Actinopteri; Labriformes; Labridae
Gene: lnp1
Product: leukemia NUP98 fusion partner 1
Exons: 4
Coding region: 331-1029 (232 amino acids)
Source: RefSeq, a predicted model, not a curated record
CUGUUUACUCCCAUCACCUCCAUCUUUACUCAAUCCAUCCACUAUAACUCGAUUACAGGGGAUUCACUUAUUUGAAGACCUGAGUAAAAGCAGUGCAGUUUAUUUUUGGGUGAUCCAAGAAUAACAGGACUACAGCAGCGGUGCUUGAGCCUGCAGAGGGCUCUAAUUGGAGUAAGUUACCUCUGCCUUGUGGGACAGAGUUGUGUAGUAGAGCAGGCAGUCAGUCAGAGAAUUAGUAGGUCAGCUCAGUGUUGUCUCUGCACUCUGUGUCACUCAGCCGGACUUACACUAUUAUCUGCUGCAGCGAGAGGCUCCCUGCACAGCUCCAGCAUGUCUCUCAGGCUCCUGCCUGCUAUCAUCAUGGACAAUGAUGAGGACGAUGAUGGGAACUUCACUAAAUGGAUGAGCAGUUACUGGGGUCACGGUUCAGAGACCGGACACUCCAGAGAGAGAAAACGCAGCUUCAGAAGACCUGCAAAAACACAAGGUGACCGGAGAGCCUCACUGCCGACUGUGUCACAACUAGAUGCCAUGAAGUUGAACAGGCUCCAUGCAGCUGCUAUGGCCCCCACCCCGAGCCACAUAAAAAGCAAGGAGGAGAAGGGAGAGGUCCGGUCCCACCAGAGAGCACGGCGCGCCUCUUCAGACGACAACAGCAGAGGAAAGUCGGCUCUACAGGAGAUCCGCUUCGGCACCAUCCCCGAGCUCACUGAGUCCUUUGAGAAGAGACUUUUUCUACGAGAUAAGAGGACCACAUCUCUGAAUGAUGAAGACAAACUGUGUCUGAUCUGUCAUGAGGACAUAAGGAAGAGCGGAGGAGGCGUUCAGGAGCUUCACUGUACACACCGUUUCCACAAAGAGGGGGCGCACAGGUUAGAGCAGAGUCGGCCGUGCAGCAGCAGUGAAGCAGCGGCCUGUCAGGGUAGGAGACCCUCAGGUGAGAGGAGGAGGUCUGAAGAUGGACCCAUCACCAUGGAGAAGGAGCCAAACACACCACGCCGUCAGCUCUCCCUGAGGAGACAUCGCUGAAAUCAAUCUGAAGGGAGGAGGUGGAGAAAACUGAUGAUUAUUUUUAAAUGCUCCCCUGAACUUUUACUAAGUUAUGGUGUGAUGUAAAAGUGUAAGAUUCUCGAGGGUCCGACUGUGCCUGAUCUGAACCUGUGAAACGGAUCUGUGGGUCCGACCACUAUGUAAGCUUUGGAUGCAUUACAACUGUCUCUUCGAUGUAUCUGAUGGCCCAAUAUUCAAGCAUCCGCUACUCAUACGUCAUUAUUUUCAAGAAAAAUAAAUGUCCAAACAAACAGAAUUGUUGUUUGAACAUAUUGAGAGUACAGCUCUCUGAUGGGAGAUGGUUCCUUUUCUGUUAAUUGUUUUUUUUAAGGGUUUGUGUUUUAUUUAAGGAUGAGCGAGUUAUGUUGUGUAGAUAAACAUUAGCUUAAAAAUUCCAUUGCUUAGUGUGACACAAAGUUUGACAGUCUUGUCAAUGGCUGGUUUUCACCCUUUAAUUAAAAGGGGCAACAACAGUGUGCAGAAAAAAAAGUACUGCAUUAAACCUGCACUCUUUCUACUGACCUGCAGGGGGCAACACCACUGGUUGUAAAAAC